This is a messenger RNA of Leptonychotes weddellii (Weddell seal), 1723 nucleotides long. The record is from RefSeq and is a predicted model, not a curated record. Lineage: Eukaryota; Metazoa; Chordata; Mammalia; Carnivora; Phocidae.
ACCUUGGGGCGCACGGAGCCUGCACACGGCCGAGGAGCUGGAGGAGCCGGUGGGGCGCAUGCUGGGCGGGGGACCUCAAGGCGCCCCGGCCGGUGGCGGUGGGGGCCACCGAGCAGGCGGCCAGGAUUGCUUACCACCUGCAGCGACCUUUCGGAGGAGGCGCCUGGCACGGAGGCCGGGCUACAUGAGAGGCGCAGCCGGGCCCCGGAUUGGGUUCCUCUGCCCAGCGGCGGCCGCUCCGUUACGGGCCCAGGGAGGGGCGUGCGGUGAGGAGUGCCACCAGUCUGAGUCCAGGGCCGGACGGUGUGGCCGUGAUCCUGGAGGCCAGCAGCGAGGCCCCUCAGUUGGGAGCCCUGUUCCUAGGAGCACAGCAGCCUCGGCUCCGACCCCCGUGGGCUGCCUCGGCCUGGCUCUGACCCCUGUAAGAGGACCCCCAGGGCUCUUUGGGAUUCAGCUCAGAGCUGCCACCACACUACCUGCCAGGCCGGCCAGGUUGUGUGGCCCUGGGGACACUGGGGGGCAGGACGAGCUCCCGUCCGUGGACAGUUCCGAGGCCCCUGGCCUUGGCUGGGGUGCUGUCAGGGGUGGAAGAGCGAAGGGUACCUGGACAAAAGGCCAUCUGGCCCCAGAGGAGGUGACUGGCAACAGCUGCAGCCUCGGAAGUGGCCCCAGGGUCCCCUCAGCCCCUGCCGGCUCUCAGGACGCCUUUACCUCAAGCUUUAGCUUCAUACAGCUCUCGCUUGGCUCUGCUGGGGAGCGUGGAGAGGCGGAGGGCUGCCCGCCCUCCAGAGAGGCCGAGGCCCCUUGUCAGAGCCCCGAGGAGACGGAAGCCACGGCUGCCAGCCUGGACAGGCCGCACGAACACCCUCGACUUCUCUCUCCCCACUUGAGUCUGAAGACUGCUCAGCGCCUGGCAGACUCUGUGCAGGCCGCAGGGGGCAGCCGCGGGCCGGAGAGGGAGCCGCUUUCCUUACCGGACGCGGACACCACCUCCUUCUGCUCCCUGGGCCCCUCCUGGCCUGCGGGCAGCAGCUUGGCGGACGCUCAGCGCUGGGGGACCCUGCUCAGGAGGUGCGAGCCCAUGCUGCUGGACUGCCUGCUGAGUGACCAGAGGUGGCUGGAGGUAAAAUCCCUAAGAUUAAAGCUUCAGAAACUUCAAGGAAAAGCAGUUGAAGAUGAUGAUUAUGAUAAAGCUGAGGCGCUGAGACACAGAUUGGAAGAACUGGAGAAAGAGAAGAGCAGCCUGCACUUCCAGCUUCCUUCCAGGCAGCCGGCCCUCUGCAGCCUCCUGGGCCACCUGCACGCACAGGCCCAAGCCGCCGUGCGCCUCAGGGCCGCUCAGCCGGCCUGCGGUGAUGACCCCCACACCCCACCCAGAAUGGAGCCGAAGCUGAUGGAACCCACUGCUCAGGACACCCUGCAUGUGUCCAUCACCAGACGAGACUGGCUUCUUCAAGAGAAGCAACAGUUGCAGAAAGAAAUCGAAGCUCUCCAAACAAGAAUGUCUGUGCUGGAAGCAAAAGAUCAGCAGCUGAGAAGGGAAAUAGAAGAGCAAGAGCAACUCCUCCCAUGGCAGGACUGCGACCUGACCGCCCUGGUUGGGGGGCUGUCCCUGGGCGAACUGGAGCUGCAGGAAGUCAGCAAGGCCUUGCGUGACACGCUGGUCUUAGCCAACCAGAUUCCACUCUGUGCAGAACCACCUGAAACCAUAAGGAGGUAUUGA